UAAAGUGAAACAUCAAAUACUUGUUACUUGUUAAUGAAUGCGGAUUUAGAUUGUCCUUAUUAAAUUUGAGAUGAUUUGGACUAUGAGUGUAGCCUUACUGUAUAUAGUGACCUGUUUUGGAGAUGCUUCUACGCCGAGUCUGAAAAGAAUUGAGAGACAGUCACAAAGUGAUGAAAAUGCGGCUAUAGAAGCCCGCCAUGGUUGCAAAUGCGUGAAGUAUAUUUUGUGCGCUGGUAAUAACGAUAUUGACAUCUACGGCGAUAACAUCUUUGAAAAAAGGAGUAAAUUACCUACGAAAAUACCGUGCAAAGGGGGGACAUUUCCGAAUGAAAUACUUUGCUGUAACCAGAAGAAUACAGGAACUACUAGAAGUCGCGUUACAAGACUCCCCGAAGAUGUAACGUGCGGGUUCCAAAACACAGGCGUCAGAGACGAAAAUUUGGCUCCUAUUGAUGGAGAGUUUCCGUGGGUUGCAGCUAUCUACAAGACAUCUAAUACAGGGAAAUACGAGCUUCAUUGUAGCGGGACUCUGAUUCAUCCCAAGGUGGUGCUAACUGCCAAUCAUUGUGUAGUCUCUAAAGAACCUAGCGCUUUAACAGUGGUGGUAAAUGGAAAAACAAAUUGCUUUCUAGGGACAUCUACACCAGAUGAAAGGAGUGGUGUGUCUGAAAUCAUAAAACAUCCCAAAUAUAAUUCUGGCGCACGUUACUACGAUGCUGCCCUUCUAAUCCUUGACAGACAUUUCGCAGUUGGAGGGCAGGGACUGAUCAACACCCUGUGUUUACCGCCCGAUAAAUUCGAUUUAGAGGGCGUUAGGUGCAUAGUGGCUGGGUGGGCAAAGAAUGAACAGAAUGUGCAAAUACUAAAAAAAGCAACAGUGCCCUUUGUAAAUCACGAUCAGUGUCAAACCCUGCUAAGAAAAACCAGGCUGGGUCUGUAUUUCAAUCUCGACCAGUCCUUUAUGUGUGCAGGGGGUGAAGAGGGUAGAGGGGCUUGUACAGGUUCCGGAGGAAGUCCCCUGAUGUGCUCCAUACCUUCAUGGAGUAGUCAGUAUUCUCAAGUGGGAAUCGUGUCCUGGGCCAUCGGAUGUGGGAUGAAAGACGUUCCAGGAGUUUACACGAGCAUCGGAAAAGUCGCCGAAUGGAUAAAUAGUGAAUUACAAAAUAGAAGUUUGAAAAUAUAAUGGUUGGACCGUUGAAUUUAAAAUUAAUUUUCUAUACUUAAUUUUGUAUAAGUUACAACUUCGUCAUUUGCAGACUUCUCUCUUUUCAUAUUUGCUGGAAAGUUAUAAUUUUUGACAUAUUUCAGGAUAGAACGACAUAAAACAACUUAGUUCUCCAGAACAGUUGAAAGAAACACGCAAAUCAGUUGCAGCAAGCGUUGUUAAAGUUUUAUGUUUAAUAGUAAUUAAUAAUAGGUAUUUAUUAUUAAAUUAGUCAUUAAA
Molecule: messenger RNA, 1444 nt
Organism: Anoplophora glabripennis (Asian longhorned beetle)
Lineage: Eukaryota; Metazoa; Arthropoda; Insecta; Coleoptera; Cerambycidae
Product: trypsin 3A1
Exons: 4
Coding region: 71-1183 (370 amino acids)
Biological process (GO): proteolysis
Molecular function (GO): serine-type endopeptidase activity
Source: RefSeq, a predicted model, not a curated record